AUGGCGUCAAAUGAAGUUGCAAAUGAUGGUGACUGGGAGAAGGCUGAGGGUGUACCGAGUCUAAGCGAGCCCUUCAUUCAAAAGUACUUGUCUGGAAGAGAUGCUUUAGUGCAGCAGGAGAAGAAGCAGCGAAGUGACUACCUCUUCCGCCAAAACCUCUCACCUAUGGCCCAGGAGGCAGCUGCGAUAGUUUCACAGAUACGGUUUGAAGAACAGCAGACUCUAUGGACCAGGGAUUACGAGGAUAGUCUCCUCACCCAACAUGUCGAUGUCUAUCCUGGCAUGAUGUUCUCUCUUGCCAAGGAACGCAUGGAGAAGAGCAAGCUUUGGCAGAUCGUCAAGAAGAUGCCGAAGGGAACCCUGCUUCACUGUCACAUCGAAGCGAUGGUCGACCUUGAUUGGGCAUUGGAGGAGGGCUUCAACACCGAAGGUAUUGCUGUUGUUGCAGAUGGACCUAUGACGGACGAGCGCACCCUUCGGAAGACUGGGUUCUCUUUCGUGUACUCGAAGAACGCUAAGGAAGGUGCAUCGCUCUGGUCUUCAGACUACACUGCGAAAACGCCCGUUCCUAUCAACGUGGCUGCCGACAGCUUCCAAGGUGGUGGUAAGAAGGGCUUUGUGGAAUGGAUACGGUCUCGAGUCACAAUUACCCCGUCAGAACAUCUCUCGCACCACGAAGGACCCAACGAGGUCUGGCGAAAGUUCAUGUCAUGCUUCCCUAUCCUUGGUUCCCUCAUCUACUACGAGCCUAUCUACCGCAAGUUCCUCCGCAAAAUGUUCAAGACCCUCCUCGACGAUGGUGUCUACUGGGUCGACAUGCGCUCGGCCUUCUUCACGCCGUACCGAAGCACUGGGCAAGAGGACUGGGAUCCUGACUUCUUCAAUAUGUUGGACCACCUGACCGACGAACUUGAGAUGUUCAAGAAGAGUGAGGAGGGCAAGGGAUUCUGGGGAGCGCGGAUGAUUUGGACUACCAUCCGCCAGUUUGACAAGAAGUCUGUCAUUGAGAGCAUGAAAGCGUGCAUUGAAAUGAAACUCGAAUUCCCCGAGAUCAUUGCUGGGUACGACCUUGUUGGGCAAGAAGACCUCGGACGGCCACUCGCCGAUCUCACACCUGAACUCUUCUGGUUCCGCAAACGGUGUACGGAGGAAGGUGUCGACAUACCAUUUUACUUCCACGCUGGCGAGACCCUUGGCGAUGGUGACAGCACGGAUGAGAACCUGUUCGACGCUGUCAUUCUCGGCACAAGAAGGAUUGGGCACGGGUUCAGUUUGUACAAACACCCUCUACUGAUCGACAUGGUGAAGGAGAAGAGGAUAUUGGUGGAGAGCUGUCCAGUCUCCAACGAAGUUCUGCGCCUGUGCGGCUCGAUCAUGUCCCACCCGCUACCUGCGCUGCUGGCUCGCGGCGUGCCCUGCUCGCUUUGCAACGACGACCCUACGAUCCUCGGACAAGGUGUGUCUGGUAUGUCGCACGACUUCUGGCAGGCAUUGCAAGGCUGGGAGAAUCUUGGGCUUGAAGGUCUGGGCAGUCUCGCAGAGAACAGUGUGCGAUGGGCAAGUUUCGACGAUGUCAGCGCCAAGGAGUGGACGCAGGACAUCAAGGAUGGCAUGAUGGGCAAGGGCGAGCGCGCAAAAAGACUGAAAGAGUGGACGCAGAGGUGGGAGAGGUUCUGCGCAUGGAUUGUGGAAGAGCACGGUGUCGAUGUUGACAUCGAUCCGGAGGAGUGAAGAGAGGAAACUGCAUGAAGCAUAAAUGAGUAGGAUUCAACUCCAACGAGGUCAGGUAUUCUCACCCGUAAUAAAGACAAAACAUUCAACCGACU
Molecule: messenger RNA, 1826 nt
Organism: Macroventuria anomochaeta
Lineage: Eukaryota; Fungi; Ascomycota; Dothideomycetes; Pleosporales; Didymellaceae
Product: Metallo-dependent hydrolase
Exons: 3
Coding region: 1-1731 (576 amino acids)
Biological process (GO): adenosine catabolic process; inosine biosynthetic process
Molecular function (GO): adenosine deaminase activity
Source: RefSeq, a predicted model, not a curated record